Molecule: messenger RNA, 1030 nt
Organism: Aspergillus pseudotamarii
Lineage: Eukaryota; Fungi; Ascomycota; Eurotiomycetes; Eurotiales; Aspergillaceae
Exons: 3
Coding region: 28-708 (226 amino acids)
Cellular component (GO): outer membrane
Source: RefSeq, a predicted model, not a curated record
CUUUCCUUCCCACCCCACCCCCCCAGGAUGUCUGACCCUUAUGCCCAACACCCACACUACACUCCUCCUGGUCCUGGACCCGAGGCGAACUUUUAUGCGCCCGCAGAUAGCCUAUACCAAAACCCACCGUACGAUUACGAGUCCCAGCAUCCUUAUUCGCAGCAAUUUCCUCCGAAUCAAAGCGCCCAGUACGGCUCGCAGUAUGACUUAGCGCAAACACCGAGGUCCUAUCCCGCCCAAAUGUCGGGCCCGCAACAGGACUACCUCAAUCCAGCUUCUGCGGGAGGCUUUGAGCAAGAUAGAGAUCGUCGAGGAAGUAACGCUGAUUAUUACAACGCGUCCACCAACGAACAAGAUCAGCACUAUUCUCAAAGCUCUCAUCCCCACGGGGCCGACAAUACUUCCGACAAUGAGGGAACCGAGCGCAAUCUUGCAGGGGCGCUUGCCGGUGGCGCUGGAGGCUAUUAUCUGGGACACCAAAGUAACCAUGGCCUUCUAGGGGCAGUGGGGGGUGCGAUAUUAGGCAACUUCGUUGGAGACAAGAUGGAGGGUAAACCAGAAGAGGAUGAACAUCGGCAUCAUAGCCACCACCACCAUAGUCAUCAUGGCCAUCAUCAUCAUCACCGUCACAAGCAUCGUCACGGCCAUCGCCAUCAUCGUCAUCAUCGCAGUCAUUCUCGGCACAGUAGCCAUAGCGGCAGCUACUGAUAGGAAACUCUCUUAGGUUAUUUUAUAGAUCGCUUUAGUGAUGUUUUGCUGCUCUUUCAUUUGGGCGCGUACACUCCAUCUAUAUGCUAGUAACUUGGAUUAUUGUCCAAUAAUUCCCUCUGGCAUUCCUCUGAAAUCACGCGUGGUAAACUGCUAGUUACUUUUCUCCUUAUGUCAUUGUGGGUUUCAGGAAUCGACAGAUUUAUUGCGGCCUUUCUCAAUUUGUCAGUUUAUGUAACGGUCAAACUUGGCGAGGGAAAUGAAAAAUCAAUCGGAUGGUGGUGUUUUUUUUUUUUUUUUUGGGGGCUAGUUUAAACAAGAA